AUGUCUGUCCAGACAGUCUCCAUCCAGCCUUUUACCGACCAGAAGCCAGGAACUUCUGGUCUGCGGAAGAAGGUCAAGGUCUUCGAGCAGCCCCACUACUCCGAAGCCUUCAUCGCCAGCAUCCUCCUCGCCAUCCCUGAAGGCGCCGAGGGUGCUUUCCUCGUCAUCGGUGGUGAUGGCCGCUACUACAACCCUGAAGUCAUCCAGAAGAUCGCCAAGAUCAGUGCCGCCUAUGGUGUCAAGAAGCUCCUGAUCGGCCAGAACGGCAUCCUCAGUACCCCCGCCGCCAGCAACCUGAUCCGCGUGAGAAAGGCCACUGGUGGUAUUCUCCUGACGGCCAGUCAUAACCCUGGUGGCCCCAAUGCCGAUUUCGGUAUCAAGUACAACCUGACCAACGGUGCCCCCGCCCCCGAGUCCGUCACCAACAAAAUCUACGAAACCUCCAAGUCCCUCACCUCCUACAAGAUCACCGAGAUCCCCGAUGUCGACACCUCCAGCAUUGGGACCAAGACCUAUGGUCCCCUCGAGGUCGAGAUCGUCCACUCCACCACCGACUACGUCAAGAUGAUGAAGGAGAUCUUCGACUUUGAUCUGAUCAAGGAGUUCCUCAGCACCCACAAGGACUUUAAGGUCCUGUUCGACGGUAUGCACGGUGUGACCGGCCCCUACGGUGUGGACAUCUUCGUCAAGGAGCUGGGUCUGCCCCAGGACAGCACCAUGAACUGUGUGCCUAGCCCCGACUUCAACGGCGGCCACCCCGAUCCCAACCUGGUCUACGCCCACGAGCUGGUCGAGGCCGUCGACAAGAAGGGCAUCCACUUCGGUGCUGCCAGCGACGGCGAUGGUGACCGCAACAUGAUCUACGGCGCCAACUCCUUUGUCUCGCCUGGUGACAGCUUGGCCAUCAUUGCGCACCACGCCAAGCUCAUCCCCUGGUUCCAGAAGCAGGGUGUCUACGGCCUGGCCCGGUCCAUGCCCACCUCGGGUGCCGUGGACCUGGUCGCCAAGGCCCAGGGUCUGCAGAGCUACGAGGUUCCUACCGGCUGGAAGUUCUUCUGCAACCUGUUCGACAACAAGAAGAUCUCCAUCUGCGGUGAGGAGAGUUUCGGCACCGGCAGCAACCACAUCCGCGAGAAGGACGGUGUCUGGGCCAUCGUGGCCUGGCUGAACAUCAUUGCCGGUGUGGCCAAGCAGAAACCCAAUGAGACCCCCAGCAUUGGCUCGAUCCAGAACGAGUUCUGGCAGACCUACGGCCGUACCUACUUCACUCGUUAUGACUACGAGAACGUCGACAGCGACGCCGCCAACAAAUUGAUCGCCAACCUGACCGAGAAGAUCAACAACAAGGAUUCCUUCGUCGGCAGCACCGUGUCCGGCCGCAAGGUCACCGACGCGGGCAACUUCGCCUACACUGACCUGGACGGCAGCGUCACCAAGAACCAGGGUCUCUAUGUCAAGUUCGAUGACGGCAGCCGCCUGGUCGUCCGGCUGUCUGGCACGGGCAGCAGCGGUGCCACCAUCCGUCUGUACAUCGAGAAGUACGAGGAAGACAAGAGCAAGAUCAGCACCGGCACCCAGGAAUACCUCCGGGACAAUGUCGCGCUGGCCAUGUCCCUGCUGAAAUUCAAGGAGUACAUCGGCCGGGAGGAGCCUGAUGUGAAGACUUAA
Molecule: messenger RNA, 1668 nt
Organism: Aspergillus clavatus NRRL 1
Lineage: Eukaryota; Fungi; Ascomycota; Eurotiomycetes; Eurotiales; Aspergillaceae
Gene: pgmA
Product: phosphoglucomutase PGM2
Exons: 3
Coding region: 1-1668 (555 amino acids)
Biological process (GO): carbohydrate metabolic process
Cellular component (GO): cytosol
Molecular function (GO): magnesium ion binding; phosphoglucomutase activity
Source: RefSeq, a predicted model, not a curated record